Molecule: messenger RNA, 2231 nt
Organism: Aplysia californica (California sea hare)
Lineage: Eukaryota; Metazoa; Mollusca; Gastropoda; Aplysiida; Aplysiidae
Product: eukaryotic translation initiation factor 2 subunit 3, Y-linked
Exons: 13
Coding region: 52-1488 (478 amino acids)
Biological process (GO): positive regulation of translational fidelity; formation of translation preinitiation complex
Cellular component (GO): cytosol; eukaryotic translation initiation factor 2 complex
Molecular function (GO): tRNA binding; translation initiation factor activity; GTP binding
Source: RefSeq, a predicted model, not a curated record
CGGCGGAAGUGGAAAGUGGACGGCAGAAACUUGCAGCUUGCAUCAGAAAAGAUGGCUGGUGAAAGCGAAAGCAGCAACACGGCUCCACAUGUUCAAACAAAACAGCCCCAUCUCUCAAAGCAGGACCUCACAACUCUUGACAUAAAAACGUUAACUCCCUUGACACCUGAUGUGAUCAGUCGCCAGGCUACAAUCAACAUAGGAACCAUUGGCCAUGUGGCUCACGGAAAGUCCACGAUGGUAAAAGCCAUCUCAGGUGUCCAGACUGUCAGAUUCAAGAAUGAGCUGGAGAGAAACAUCACCAUUAAAUUGGGCUAUGCCAAUGCUAAGAUUUACCAGUGUGACAAUGACGCAUGCCCCAGGCCGGACUCCUACAGAUCCUGCGGCAGUGCCAAGGAGGACUCCUUCGUCUGUGAUAAACCUGGCUGCACUGGCAGAUUCAGGCUGAAGAGACAUGUGUCUUUUGUGGAUUGCCCGGGUCACGACAUUCUUAUGGCCACCAUGUUGAACGGAGCAGCUGUUAUGGACGCAGCUUUACUUAUGAUUGCUGGCAAUGAAACGUGUCCCCAACCACAGACAUCAGAGCAUUUGGCUGCUGUAGAGAUCAUGAAACUGAAACAUAUUCUCAUCUUGCAAAACAAAAUUGAUUUGGUGAAAGAAUCGCAGGCAAAAGAACAGCAUGAGCAAAUCCUUGCUUUUGUGAAAGGAACUGUGGCAGAAGGCGCUCCAGUGGUGCCCGUGUCUGCCCAGCUCAAGUACAACAUUGAUGUGAUCUGCGAGUACAUCAUCAAACGCAUUCCCGUGCCAGUCAGGGAUUUCUUGUCACAACCUAGGCUUAUUGUAAUUCGUUCCUUUGAUGUGAACAAGCCUGGCUGUGAGGUGGACGACAUCCUGGGUGGUGUGGCUGGAGGUUCUAUUCUGCGAGGAGUCUUGCGGGUAAAUCAAAAGAUUGAAGUGAGACCUGGCGUGGUGUCGAGAGAUCAGGAUGGCAAACUCAUCUGUAGACCCAUUUUGUCCAAGAUCGUCUCUCUCUACGCUGAACUGAAUGACUUACAGUAUGCUGUGCCUGGAGGCCUCAUUGGUGUUGGCACCAAGAUGGACCCGACCCUGUGCCGUGGUGACCGUUUGGUCGGACAGGUCCUGGGAGCUGUCGAUGCCCUGCCCGACAUUUUCAGCGAGUUGGAGAUCUCCUUCUUCCUUCUCAGGCGUUUGUUGGGAGUCAAGACUGAGGGGGACAAGAAAGGUGCUAAGGUGCAAAAACUGAGCAAAAAUGAAGUUCUGAUGGUGAACAUUGGCUCGCUGUCCACUGGUGGUCGUGUGCUGGCUGUGAAGGCUGAUUUGGCCAAGAUUGGACUGACCUCCCCUGUGUGCACAGAGACUGGAGAGAAGAUUGCCCUGAGCAGACGUGUAGAGAAGCAUUGGAGGUUGAUUGGCUGGGGUCAGAUCAGAAGAGGAGUCAAGAUAACACCGGAAUCGCAGUCGAUUUAAUUUUAAAAUGCUCCCGAGUCUAGAACUGUACACUGAAUGUUUCAAGCACAAGAGAGCAGGACACCUUCUUUGCUGUAAAUCUCUCCAGUUAAUCCAGUGUAUGUUUUAUCAAAAUGUGUGAUUGUUGCCUUUUGUAAUGGCAUGUUUGAAUGGUGUAAGUAGCUGCAAAAGGGAAUGAUAGGUGUAGUGCAAUCAGGGUGGCUGCCAUGUUGCGGGAACUCAAGUGUUUCCUGAAAUUUGAAAAAUACUGAGCAGCAAAAUUUCAGGGAAGGACUCUGGGAAGUUAAUUUUGAGGCUCAAAAGCAUUCUAGGGUGGAACAGCUAGCUGUAUUUAUCUCACUUUUUAAAAAAUUAUUUGGUGGAAGUAAAAGAAAAUGCGUAGUGUUCAAGAAUUAAUUAUGGGUUUCUUCAUGGUGAGAUAUUUUUUAAACCACAUUCAGGGAUGUUUUAAGUCAAGUACACAUGUGUACACUUUGUCGUCCAUAUACCCUGGAUAAUGAAUGGACACUCUUGUAAAGUAAAUAAACGUCGAUUUGGCAGUUGUCGCCUGUAAUGUGUUUGCAAAUACUUUGAACAAAAUGCAUCCUUUUCAGGGGUAUCUUUUCAAGCAUUUAUUGAAAUUGCCGUUCUUUUGGCCGAAGAUUUGGUAAGUCAUUCAUAAAGAUGGAUGUCUCGCAUCAGUGCAUGAAGGAUGCUGUCAAAAUUCUAAGUAAUGGAAUAAAAUUCUCAAUGUGGCAAUCGAA